Messenger RNA from Aplosporella prunicola CBS 121167, 726 nucleotides. RefSeq lists its product as uncharacterized. NCBI's taxonomy places the organism in Eukaryota, Fungi, Ascomycota, Dothideomycetes, Botryosphaeriales, Aplosporellaceae. The transcript has 3 exons. Gene Ontology annotation, cellular component: nucleolar ribonuclease P complex. Gene Ontology annotation, biological process: tRNA processing. The record is from RefSeq and is a predicted model, not a curated record. The annotation marks the transcript as partial. Gene Ontology annotation, molecular function: RNA binding.
AUGUUCUACGAUCUUAACCUGCCCUGGUCCGCAAAGGACCAGCCCGACUUGCAGCGUUCCCUGGCCUUUCUCGACGAACUGGGAUACAAUGUCGUCGCCCUGGCCCAUACCCUCUCGGGCAAGCUGCCCGCCGACCUGACCUGCCCAAUCCCCGAUCCUCUCCCAUUCCCCACGCCCAAAAACAUGCGCAUCCUCCGCCGCUGCACCCUCGUCCUUUCCGACGCCGCGCAAAACCACCGAAUCAACAACCUCUCCAGCGCCUACGACAUCCUCGCCGUACGGCCCGUCGACGAAAAAACGCUGCAACAAGCGUGCCAAUCGCUGGACUGCGACAUCAUCUCACUGGACCUCUCGCAACGGCUCGGCUUCUUCUUCAAGUUCAAAAUGCUCUCGCAAGCGAUCGAGCGGGGGAUAAAAUUCGAAAUCAGCUACGCGCCGGGUGUGGUCGCGCGCGACGCCGCCGCCCGCCGCAACCUCAUCUCCAACGCGACGCAGCUGAUCCGGGCGACGCGCGGGCGCGGCCUCAUCAUCAGCAGCGAGGCCAAAGCCGCAAUCGGGUGCCGCGGGCCCUUCGACGCCGUCAACCUCGCGGCCGUGUGGGGACUGGGCCAGGAGCGCGGCCACGAGGCUGUCUCGAAAGAGGCUCGCGCCGUCGUCGUCAGCGCCCAGCUCAAGCGCUCGAGCUUCCGUGGCGUCGUCGACGUCGUGUACGGCGGCGAGAAACCG